AAUGUUUCUGUUUGUUCGAAAUUUACUGUAGUGCUUCAUAAUUGCAAUGGUUAUUUACACAGUGCUCUAUUUUAGAUAUUUUAUUGUUAGUAGAAAAGUUGCUUUUGUUUAGUAUGUUUCGCACAAAACCGUUAAUUUCUUUAUCCGCGUAGCGUGAGGUUAGUGACAUUGAGAAGGUAGGAUGAUAUUAGCGAACUAGCAAAGGAAGCGAAACACCAAUUUAUCUGAGUGAACCCUCGUAUUCGUCGAUAUUUGGUUGCCGAUGAUGUUUUUGUGAUGUAGAUUUCAUUAGGCAAUAGAAUAUUGCUUAAGUUUGCUUAUAUUUAGGAGGGUAAUUUGUGUGGUAGAAUGUGACCUUGUGAUUCUCCGGCUGGAAGUGAGGAGGCAGCUUGAGCUAACCUUUGCCUAGUGCUAACCGUAUAGCCUGCUUUUAGUUAUCGUUUCAUCAAAACCAAUUGAAAAACCCAUUCGUGUAGCUCGAACGGAAUUUGUAAUUACCCAGUAAAAAUGUUGGCAUCCAGGGUAUUAUCACUCGUGGGAAAACGGGCCCUCUCCACCUCCGUUUGCCUGCGUGGUAGCCAUGGAGUUGCCAAGGUGGAAGACUAUGCACUUCCGGCGUAUUUCGAUAGACUGGAUGCACCCCUUCCUGAAGUCAAGUACGUGACCAGUCUGAGUGCAGAGCAGAAGGCUCUGAAGGAGAAAGAGAAGGGAUCCUGGGCCAAACUCUCCAGCGAGGAGAAGAUAGCAUUGUACCGCAUUAGUUUCAACAACAGCUAUGCUGAAAUGAACGAGGGAUCAGGCGAGUGGAAGAGCGUCGUGGCUGGGAUCUUCUUCUUUCUUGGUUUCACCGGCCUGCUUGUCGCCUGGCAGAGGAAGUUUGUGUACGGCGACGUUCCCCACACCUUCAGUGACGACUGGAAGCAGGCUGAGGUACAGCGCAUGCUGGACAUGAGGAUCAACCCCGUCGAGGGUUUCUCCUCCAACUGGGAUUACGAGAACAAGCAGUGGAAGAAGUGAAGCGCCUGGAUUAAUUAAUUUGUGUAUCAUUUCUCAAUGUUACCUCAGUCAGAUACAUUCUGGAAGGCUUCUUCCUCUUAAGGUUCACAUGUAACUUAAAGCAAAUAAAAUUUCUGUGUUUCCCUGAA
This is a messenger RNA of Paramormyrops kingsleyae, 1145 nucleotides long. It is a transcript of the gene cox4i1, whose product is annotated as cytochrome c oxidase subunit 4I1. Gene Ontology annotation, cellular component: respiratory chain complex IV. NCBI's taxonomy places the organism in Eukaryota, Metazoa, Chordata, Actinopteri, Osteoglossiformes, Mormyridae. The record is from RefSeq and is a predicted model, not a curated record. Gene Ontology annotation, biological process: mitochondrial electron transport, cytochrome c to oxygen.